GGUCCGCUGUCAUUAUUAAAAACUCGGCGGCAGUAACAAACUGAGGCGUGGAGCUGCAGAUCUGAAGCAGCGGACCACAGACUGCGUCUGACGGAGGUUCGCAGAGGUCUGGAAGCCAGAGGGAAGGAGGGAGGUCCCGGGCUGCGCAGAGGAGGCAGGACUUUCUGGCUCCGCGGUGCGCUCCGACACCAGAGGUCCGCUUUAAUAUCAGAGGAGGAGUGGAAGCAGGUCGGCUUUUAACACCGCGCAGACACGGAGGCUGCGUGCAGUCCUGAACAGACAAACAUCGAGCAUCAGUGCGUAAAACGGAAUUUUUGGAUUGAUACCUCAGAUUUAAGAUUUGUUUCCCCCCCCACAAUUACUAUUUUUAAAGCUCAGUGCGCUCCACGGCUUCUCUAUGGACACUCAUGAACUGGAUUUGUGACUGUUCUUUUCCUCAUAAAUGACUUUAAGCUCACAAUGGACUCAGUUUCCCCUGCAGAACCUGUGCAGACGCGCUGUCUCCUGCCUGCAGGCGCGUCUUUGUCAUUUUAAUGUCGCUGUCAUUACCGCGCGUCUGUCUGAUUGUCGCUCCGCAUUUCAGAGCAAGCUAACAAACUGUGGAGUCUCUCUGCUGGUUGCAAGGCAGACUCUUGUUGUGGAUUUCUGAUCUUUAUUUAUUUUUUUUUACUGGAAUAUUUUUUGCAUCCAAACUUUUUGGUCCUUUCUUCCUGGAGCAAACCGAUGAUGUCGCCCCGCUGCUCGAACCCUUCCUCCCGGUCCACCUGUAGGUUUUUCCUCUGCUUUUUGUGGCUUCUACAAACGCCCCGCUCUUCCUCUCCGCUAAUUACAGGCACUGAAGCCAGCUGUGACAAUGAAGGAGAAGUCCUGCACAUCCCCAACAUCACCGACAACCCCUGCAUCACCUGCGUCUGCCUGGAUGGGAAAGCAGACUGUAAACAGGAGAAAUGUCCGCUGGUCUCUGAUGACUGUGCUCUGGUGGUGAAACAGACUGGCGCCUGCUGUGAGCGGUGCAAAGGCUGCUUGUUAGAUGGACGGUCUUAUAACAGCUCCGUAUCCUGGAUGACCUCUACCAAACCCUGCAUAACAAGACGUUGUCAGGAAGGAGUCAUCACAGAGUCGGAAGUUCAGUGUGUCAUUCAUUGCAAGAACCCAAAAAUCCACCCAAAAAAGUGCUGCCCGACCUGCCCGAGUUGCAUCUUUGAGGGUCUCCUUUAUAAAGAGAAGGAAGAGUUCAGUCCUGAAGGCAAACCUUGCAUCAAGUGCAUGUGCACUGGAGGACGGACUCUAUGCAUGAAGGAAGUGUGUCCUGUGCUGUCAUGCCCCGCUCACCUGAGCCACACCCUUCCUGGACAUUGCUGUCCCAGGUGUAUUGGUCAGCGGAAGGUGUUUGAUCUCUCUUUAGGAAGUUGUCUUUUCCACAGCGAUGUCUAUGAGAAUGGUACUUGCUUUAUGCUCAACAACUGUACCACCUGCACAUGCAAGGAUUCAACAGUGGUGUGCAGAAAGCAGUGCUCACGUCCAGGCAGCUGCCAGGGCAGUCAGUGCUGUGAUGAGUGUUUGUCUUACGUGAAGGUGGAGGAGGUGAAGUACUGCAGAGUCCGGAACAAAAUCUACAGGGAAGGAGACAUGUGGUCGUCAGUGAACUGCACUCUUUGUGCCUGUGUUAAAGGCAAUGUCGAGUGUCGGCCCAAACAGUGUGUGCCGAUCACCAGCUGCCCCUCGAACAAGAUCCUGAACAGAACCGGCUGCUGUCCAGUUUGCACUGAAAAACCUGGUGUAUGCACAGUCUUUGGUGACCCUCACUACAACACCUAUGAUGGCAGGACCUUUAACUUUCAGGGAACUUGUCAAUAUGUGCUGACACGUGAAUGUGGUGGGACCCAAUCUGGAAUACCUGGAAACAGCAUCAACAGCUUCACGGUGUUGGUGAAGAACGAUGCUCGGCGAACUCGCUCGUUCUCCUGGACUCAGUUUGUUGAAGUUCGACUCGGCGCUUUGAGUCUCAGUCUGCAUCAGCACCUCACAGUUCGAAGGAAUGGGACUCGCAUUGCACUGCCGUACCACGGCCCUGGGGUGCACAUCGAUUUGGAUGGAUACCUGCUUAAACUCACCACCAUUGCAGGUCUAGAAAUCACCUGGGAUGGCGACAGUUUUGUAGAAGUUGUUGCUGCUCCCCACCUACGCGGUCGCCUUUGCGGCCUCUGUGGGAACUACAACGGUCAGAAGCGAGACGACACCAUUGGGGGUGAUGGCUUAUUGAAGUUCGACGUGGACGAGUUUGCCGAGUCAUGGCGAGUCGAUGGAAAUGAUGUUUGCUCCCAGCAGCAUCCACCUCGCAGGUCGACGUCCCACCUGUGCCCCGGCACAGUCAAAGUCAAGCUCCGGGCCCACCGAGAAUGCCAGAAGAUAAAAUCGUGGGAUUUUCAGAGGUGCCACCGUGUGGUUGAUUUUGGGCCGUUCUACAGGUCAUGUGUGACAGACAUGUGUGAGUGUCCGGUCCAUAAAAACUGCUACUGUGAGUCUUUCAUUGCCUACAGCAGAGCCUGUGAGAGAGAAGGAGUGCCGGUACAGUGGAAGCCUGACGUCGUCUGCAUGGCCACCCAGUGUAAACAUGAAGCAGUCUAUGACACCUGCGGUCCUGGAUGUAUUAAAACCUGCGACAACUGGAAUGAGAUCGGACCAUGUCAUAAACCCUGCGUGGCCGGCUGCCACUGCCCCGCCAAUCUGGUGCUGUUCCAGGGACGCUGCAUCAAACCCACGUCCUGCCCUGGACGGUGACCCUUGUUAACCUCUGACUGAGUGGGAGGGGCUAAUUUAGGGAGACUCAUCUGUAGUGUUCAAACUAGAGGACCAAGCUAACAAAGAGCGGUAAGGACGCUAAUGGGUUCAAGUCUACCAGUCAAAUGCACCAUGGUACUCAGGGUCCAUAAUGUUGCAAAGAAAUGUGCUGCAGUGACUUCCAACAUAAGAGAAACAAAAAACGGGGGACAGACUGACGCAUCUCAGAUGUUCUUGUGACUCUUCUGAUGCCAAGUACUGUGGCAUUUUUAGAAGAAAAACUAAAUAUCAAGAAAAAACUCAGGGCACCAUCUGAGGACCGCUCAGGUUUGGGCCUUUGAGAAGCUGCUUGGGCCAGAGGACUCAUCUCAGAGCCAAUCAGGCACCUCCUUGCAGAGAUUUAAGUUGGAGACACUGGGUAUACGGAUUUGUGCAUUACUGAGAAAUUUUCUGAUGCAUCAUAUCAAACUGCCCGGCUAAUCUCUAUUCCAUCAGUGCAUACUGUAAGCUUACCAGAUUCAUAUAAAAGACAGAACAGCUUUUAUAUUAUUAUUGCUCUAAUUAUUAUUAUGUGUCGUUGAUGUUAAUUUAUAUAUCCUUCAUUGACAUGUUGUAGCAAGAGCCAGAACCAAGAAAUCUAAUUGUUUUGUUUGAUUCAAAGGGAAACAAAAAGCUAUUUAUGUAUUUGUUGUGUACUUUUGUGUUACUGUUUGAAGAAAAAUGCCCAAAUGUGACUCAUUUAUUGCACCAUCGCAGGGAAUAAGUACUGUAUUGUAUUAAAGCUCCGUGUACAGUUUGUUGUGGAUAGUAUAAAACCUGAAGGUGUUCAUGUAAACAUAUGUUUCACUUGACGAUAAUUAUUUAAGACCAGCAAUAUAUCAUUUGUUUCGAAGAUC
Xiphophorus couchianus (Monterrey platyfish) is the source of this 3677-nucleotide messenger RNA. It is a transcript of the gene bmper, whose product is annotated as BMP binding endothelial regulator. Gene Ontology annotation, cellular component: extracellular region. Bases 724 to 2781 code for a protein of 685 amino acids. The transcript is spliced from 16 exons. Gene Ontology annotation, molecular function: protein binding. The record is from RefSeq and is a predicted model, not a curated record. NCBI's taxonomy places the organism in Eukaryota, Metazoa, Chordata, Actinopteri, Cyprinodontiformes, Poeciliidae.